This is a messenger RNA of Chinchilla lanigera (long-tailed chinchilla), 1433 nucleotides long. RefSeq names its product neurotensin (gene Nts). The transcript has 6 exons. Lineage: Eukaryota; Metazoa; Chordata; Mammalia; Rodentia; Chinchillidae. The coding region runs from base 315 to 827 and encodes 170 amino acids. Gene Ontology annotation, molecular function: neuropeptide hormone activity. Gene Ontology annotation, cellular component: extracellular region; axon terminus. The record is from RefSeq and is a predicted model, not a curated record.
UUUACCAGAUGAACUGCUGAGAAAAUAUCUACUCUCAUUGGAAAUUCUAAGGUUUACUUCCCAUGCUGGUACCUGGCAGCCACCUGCCCUUCACCCUAGAAGUGUAUCCAGAGCUGGGUUGGCAUAUUUGAGUGACACCAGAAAUAUGCAAGAGAUUGAAUUGGGACAGAUAAAAAUCACCAGGGGAUGGCCACAGCAACCCUCACAGUUCACUCACAUUCAAAGCCAGCUGAAGGGAAGGGAACGCUCUAAGGAGAGCCCCCUUCAGCGUCUUUCUGGCUUUCGUGGACUUGGGUGGUGGAAGGCUGAAGGAUAUGAUGGCAGGAAUGAAUAUCCAGCUGCUGUGCAUGCUACUGCUGGCUCUCAGCUCCUGGGGUCUGUGCUCAGAUUCUGAAGAGGAAAUGAAAGCAUUAGAGGCAGAUUUAUUGACAAAUAUGCAUACAUCAAAGAUCAGUAAAGCAAGCGUUCCCUCUUGGAAAAUGACCCUGCUGAAUGUUUGCAGUCUGAUAAAUAACCUGAACAGCCAGCCUGAGGAAGUAGGAGACAUCCAUGAGGAGGAGCUCAUUACCAGGAGGAAACUCCCCCUCGUUUUAGAUGGCUUUAGCUUGGAAGCGAUGCUGACAAUAUACCAGCUGCAGAAAAUCUGUCACAGCAGGGCCUUCCAACGCUGGGAGGCAAUUCAGGAAGAUAUUCUUGAGAAUGGAAAUGAGAAAAAUGAAAAGGAAGAAGUCAUAAAGAGAAAAAUCCCCUACAUUCUGAAAAGGCAGCUGUAUGAGAAUAAAUCCAGAAGGCCUUAUAUACUCAAGAGAAGCUCUUACUAUUACUAAGAAGACAAAUAUUUUAUUUGUGCGUGGUAGUGAUUGAUCGUUCUUUAAAUAUCUAAUUAUAUUUGUGUGAAAAUGUGACAACAUGUUUAUUUUGUCCGUUCUAUGACUGUAGUUUACUGGGUGUGUUUUUAUUCUAGAUUAAUAUAAACUGGACCAAAUGUUUUCAAAUAAAACUAGAUCUUGAGCAUGAUGUGUUAAAUAUAAUUGGAAUUGAUAUUAAUCACGCUACAUAUAAAAUAUUUUGUGAUUUUGCAAAACAAGUUAUAAGUUAUUUAAACAUUCAAAAUGUAUGACAUUUUACAUGGAAUUAUAAGAGAUUAUAACAACAUUUGACAGCAAAUUUUAACCUACAUAUCAUUAGCCAAAAUUAAUGACAACUUUUACUAUUUGAUUGUUUUAUUAUACUGAGAGAAAUACAUACUCUUUUCCAACACUUACUUAUAUAUCUCUCAGAUUAACAAAAGCUACUGUGGCAAAAUAGGACUACCUGAAUAAAUGAUUACUGAGCUAUUGUUAAUUAUGCUAUUUUAGUGAAUGAGCUUCAAGUGAAUGUUUUGUCUGUUAAAUGAGUUUGGUAGCUAAUAAAAAGACAACCAGCCAUCAGAA